Messenger RNA from Maniola jurtina (meadow brown), 738 nucleotides. Its product is annotated as histidine-rich glycoprotein-like. The transcript has a single exon. The record is from RefSeq and is a predicted model, not a curated record. NCBI's taxonomy places the organism in Eukaryota, Metazoa, Arthropoda, Insecta, Lepidoptera, Nymphalidae. Bases 1 to 738 code for a protein of 245 amino acids.
AUGAGAAGCCUUCUGGUGUUAUGUGGGCUUCUGGCUCUCGUAGCCGCGGUCUCCUGUCGGGAGAUCCGGGAGGAGAGCUCCGACCUCGAGGUCGCAGCCUCCCACCAUCACGGCCACGAUCAUGGGCACCAUGAGGGUGGUGGCCACGAGGGUCACGAACACCAUCAUCAUGACCAUGGUCACCACGACCAUAAGGGACACAAGGGACAUCACGAGCACCACCAUGGAAAGCACGGCCACCACCAUCACGAAGGACACAAGGGCCAUCACGGUGAGCACGGCGGACACAAGAAACAUCACCACCACGACGAGGGCUACCAUCAUCACCACGGAAAAGGAGAGAAGGGGCACCACGGCCACGGUCACGACGAGCACGGUCACUGGCACAAGGGUCACGACACAAAGGGCCACCACGGCAUCGAACAUCACGACGAAUUCAAGAAGGACAAGCACUUCCACGAUCACCACGGAGAGAAGGGACACCAUGAACACCACGGCGGUCACCAUCAUGAGGGCGGACACCACAAGGGCGGCCACCACCACCACGGCCACAAGCAUCAUGGACACCAUGAACAUGACCACGGCAAGCACGGACAUCAUGAAGAUGGCGGACACCACCAUCACCACAAGGGACACCAUGGAGAAGAUGGCCACCACGAGCACCACCAUCACCAUCAUGACCAUGGUAAGAAAGGAGGUCAUGAACACCACAAGCACUGGCAUCACAAGGGACACUAA